AUGGCAGCAGCCUCUGCUUUGGCGGUGACAACAGUCGCUGAAGUAGUUUUAGAAGUCAAGGAGGCUGCCUCCGUGGAGGCCCCAGCUGCAGAAGAAGCCGCUCCAGUCGAGGCCGCACCCAUAGAAGAGGCUCCUACUGCAGUCGAAGAAGCUCCAAUUGAGGCUGCCGCAGCAGAGAUUGUGGAGGGAGACCCUGCAACCUUGAGCAGACGCUGCACCUGUGGAGACGCUGCACAUGCGGUGAGGCAGACGCUGCACCUGCGUGGAGGCAGACGCUGCACCUCGGUGGAGGCAGACGCUGCACCUGCGGUGGAGGCAGACGCUGCACCUGCGGUGGAGGCAGACGCUGCACCUGCGGUGGAAGAGGCGCCAGCUGCGGUGGAAGAGGCGCAAGCUGCUAAGGAGUACAUUGUCGUGGUGCUGGAGGGAGCGAGCAAGUCAGACAAGAGGCCCAAAGUCCUGGGGGUUGGCCCCAUGACCGGCAGGAUUAUCCCAGACGAAGACGAGGCCCCUGCUGCUGAGGGCAAGCGACGGCUGCUUAGGAUGCAGAUGCAGUUGAACCAACUGACAGUAAGCACUUGGAGCCCCUGGAUGAUAUAUCAACCCUGAGGAAGACAAGGGAUGUGCCUUCCCCCACACUUUAACCCUUCCACACACUUUGACCCCUAACCCCUGACAGUCUACCCUUGAUUUUUAUCUGUAGUAUACAACUUUUCUCCCCGUCUUGCAUCAGGGAAUUGUCUGUGUAUAUGUUCAGAUAAUGCCUGCUUUAUGGAAACAAACCUCUGAUAUGUUAUUCUAAUGUACUCCACCUGUUCCAAGAAGAGGUACAUCUUCCUAUUGUAUCACAUCGGAGCCGUUUAGAAAUGGUCCAUCUAUAUAGGCUUCACAACCGAACCUGUGACACUGCAGAUAGUCAGUCAUAUAGUACAAUACAUUACUCUUCUCACCUUUUGAGAUGCGCACAGUCACAAAACACCUGGGAGUUUACUACUGGUUCAUCUGCACAACCUUUAAAAGGAGACUGUCUUUCUCUCAAUGGGAGUUCUAUUUUCUUAGUUUUCAGUAUGGUUGCAGCUGUGAAGGCUAAAGAUACUCUCACAGCAUAGUAUGUCAUAGUUUACUUCACCCAAGAAACCUCACACUAGACUCACUCCAAUGGUGUUUUCUGAUUCUCACCAUCCAAGGCAAUACUACACAUCUGAUGCUCAGCCAGCAAUUGCCUCAUGGCCGGGUAGGAAUGUGACCAGCAUUAUUUAACUAUCCUCAUGUUUUAACUCUUUGGGCUGAUUCCAAUGUGAACAUCACAAGUAUUUAACUCAAAGGGAAGGCUGCUUUUGGAAAUCACUCUAUUUCCGAGUCACUGACUUGUUUUUGGGAGACCAGAUCAAUUAGGUUACCUUACCACCUCAGUAUUCCUCCAGCUUGUGAUCCACAGACCUUUUAUUAAUGCAGUAUUAUAGUUGAACAAACCUUCUCAGUUGCAUGCCAGACAUGUGAUUCAUAUUGGGAAAUGAGCAUAACAACGAAUCAGUCAGGUUUUUACAGUCGGUGUGAUCUCUUCAAGCUAGACUCCGUUGCGUAGUCCAUGAUGUUGCUCUUCAAGAUUUCAUAAGGCAGACAUUUUCCUCUGUUUUUACUUCCUCCCUCCCCCUCUGUUGUAGAGCCUUUCUCUUCUCAGCACCAUGGCUAUUGAAUACACAGCUGUUAGAUAGUCCAUUUAUUUAAGUGACCCUCUAUAGCURAUUGUGGUGAAAAGCUGUAUCUGAAAUAGGAAAAGCCAUGAUUUGAGUGUAUAGCAUGUUUUCCUAGGCUGGUAUAAACAGUUGAGUGUUGUGCUUGUUACCAUAUGAAAGCAGAAUUUUUAAAAACUCUGCAGUCAGGCUUGUGUGGUGGCAUACGUUAAUUCAGCGCUUGAUAUGGCUCAGUAAGUGUUUUUAAAGUUUUUUUCUGCUUUUCAAAUUAGAUGACUUUCUAGUUAGUUUAGAUUCAUAAARACAUGUUCAUAACUUUGUCAGAACCAGUUAAAAUAAUCAGCAGGCCAUACAAGGCUUUCACUGUAGACAUACUCUACAUAUUUGUAGUAGGACUAGUUCUCUUCUCACUUUCCUCACAUAUUAUAUUUUAUUUUUGAUAUGUUAGGCAUAUUUGAAACGGUACCGAGACUGUUGAUAAGAAGUGAAUGUAGGAUAAUUCCUAAUUAAGGAGUGGGAUAAUUCAGUGUGUUUGUCCUAAUGUUUGCAGGCAGGGGUUGAAUGGGCCAUAUAGUGGCUUGUCCUGUGAGUGGAUGGCUUCACACUGUGCAUCUGGCCUAGCAUGGGCUACAAACUGUGACUAUUUGAAACAUUGCUGUUUUUCUGAAAUAAAGGAAUAUUUAAGUUUUG
Messenger RNA from Salvelinus sp. IW2-2015, 2384 nucleotides. The record is from RefSeq and is a predicted model, not a curated record. NCBI's taxonomy places the organism in Eukaryota, Metazoa, Chordata, Actinopteri, Salmoniformes, Salmonidae.